AUGCCACUUCACGAUGAUAAUACUUGUUUUUGGGUUUAUUGUAGUAUUGAUAAUACUCCUGCUCAGCGUUUUGGUUGGCGAUUUGCUAUCUCGACUGCGCGUUCAUCUGAUCUUGGUCCUCGGUCAUCGGUCAUUACUGUAAUGGUUGCUGCGUUUGGUUCAGACUGGUCAUUAGGUAAUAAUCUUGUUGUCGACAUUCAGUAUGUUCCGAAACAAAAUCGAGGACGAAACAGCUCAUGCUUCACUUUGUCUCAAGAGUUGAAUCGUAAAUGA
Messenger RNA from Ambispora gerdemannii, 273 nucleotides. NCBI's taxonomy places the organism in Eukaryota, Fungi, Glomeromycota, Glomeromycetes, Archaeosporales, Ambisporaceae. The record is from the annotation of a GenBank genome assembly.